AAAUACAUUUUGAAUUACGGCGCCAGAUUGCUAAGAAUAACCUUUCGUGUGGACAGUCAACAACUUCAAAUUAUGAAAAAGCGACAGUACCUUUUGAGAAGAAAACGUAAGCCAUUUUAUGCUUAUUCUAAUAAUUUCAAUUAGAUUAAAUAACAAUUAAUUACAUGAAGGAUCUAUAACACAAUAGACUCCAUGCAAUACUGAUUUGGAUUAUAGAUUGCCAAUCGUUUUUACUUACGUUUAAUAAUUCAAAAUAAUUUAUGUAUAGGUUAUUUCAAAGGACUAGCUGUUUUACUUAAUUGCCUAUAAAACUGGAUCUGCCAAAAUAUUCCUUUAUAGGCUCAUGGGGGGUUAUCUGCGACGGGUCAAAUAAUCAGUGGACGAUCAUUUGAUAAUAAGCUGCGAGAGGGGAAAUUUUCCGUGUUACUCAUGCCGUCUAUACAUGCAGUUAUAGAAAAUAAAUGUUUUUCUCACCAAAUAUCGCGUAAUAUUAAUGUUAUCAUCUAUUUACAACAUGAGCGGCCGUGUUAUAUCGGAUAUACAAACUCGAGUUGAAUAGAUUACGGAAGCCGUGAAGGGACUUCAGACUUCGGACUUCGGAGUUCAGACUUCAGACUUCGGACUUCAGACUUCAGACUUCAAACAUUGGUUCGGAGCUUCGCUAAUAGCCAACAUUGCUCAAUCUGCGAAGCUGGCUUAUAUUUAAGGCACUUAUUCAGUCAAAGCUAUAUUCAAACUAAAGUCAAAAAUGGUCAGAAUGAUUUAGAUUGUAAAUGCAGACUGUUGGAAUGUGUCAGUGAGUUCUGACAGUUCUUUGCAGGUUUAAAGGCAGAACGAUAAAACAUAUAAUACUAUUGUUUGUAGAAACACCACGUAAAUUUAUUACUGCAGUAAAUUUAUUAACUUUAUUCUGUAAAUUUAUCAACUUAAGUAUAACACGCGCUCAAAACUAAUACGUACAAUAUACCACUUGAGGUUAUGACUCAAUUCAAAAUUCAGUUAUUUUUCGAAACGUUUCUCAAUCGACAAACAAACUUAAAAAGUAUGUUUAGUGCUUUAUCUGUAAAAUAAUGCUAAAUUGAAGAGAUUUUAGAUUAUGCCAAAGAGAAAAUUAUGUCUGAAGUUCAGUAAGCUUGCUUAUAUUGCUCGGCUUAAAUAUGGCGUCAAUUUUAAAGCAUCAUUGAUAAUUGUAUUUUAAUUGACAAUUUUUAACGAUGAUUUUAUGUUUCUCAACCGGCAGAUGCAUUUAAAAAGGUAGCUAACUGUAUAAACUAAAGAAUAAAGCAAAAACAAAGAGUAACAAAGUGAUUCUAAGAGGAGGAACGCACUAAAAGCAAUGUUGGCUAUUAGCGAAGCUCGGAGCCAAUGUUUGACAAUCAGACUUUGGACUUCAGACUUCGGAGUUCAGACUUCAGACUUCGGAGUUCAGACUUCAGACUUCAGACUUCGGACUUCAGACUUCAGACAUUGGUUCCGAGCUUCGCUAAUAGCCAACAUUGCUUUUGCGUUCCUCCUCUUAGAAUCACUUUGUUUUUGCUUUAUUCUUUACUUUAUACAGUUAGCUACCUUUUUAAAUGCAUCUGCCGGUUGAGAAACAUAAAAUCAUAGUUAAAAAUUGUCAAUUAAAAUACAAUUAUCAAUGAUGCUUUAAAAUUGACGCCAUAUUUAAGCCGAACAAUAUAAGCAAAACUUACAGAACUUCAUACAUAAUUUUCUCUUUGGCGUAGUCUAAAAUCUUCUCAAUUUAGCAUUAUUUUACAGAUAAAGCACUAAACAUACUUUUUAAGUUUGUUGCCGAUUGAGAAACGUUUCGAAAAAUAAAAAUUUUGAAUUUAGUCAUAACUUCAAGUGGUAGACUAGGUUACCCACAGGGCAGUAAUGCUGCCUUCGACAGCAAAAGACAAACUACAGGGUGUUGAACGAGUCCUUUAGAAACAUCCUAUUAUUGUUAUCCUUGCAGGUUAACCCAUUUAUUGGCGGUACCCUACCACUGACUGAGUAUUAAAAAUCGUCUGGCGUUGGACAGGGUAAUUACUAAAGUAGGGGUCAUUACUGUGCUGAUGGAUUAACAAGAGACAUUGGCAGAUAGGUUUGUUAACCCAUUUACUGGCAGUACCCUAUACCACUGACGACUAAAAUCUUCUGGCGCUGGACAAGGGAAGGGCGCAUUGCCAGCUAAUGGGUUAAACCACCGUGGUUAAACAUAAGAUUUGAUGCUCCAGGAAAUGUAAACAAGCUAUCAGUGUAACAUUCCAGUUUAUAUAUUUAUAUACUCGGAAUAUUGAUUUCUCGGUAUAUACAAAAUUAUUUUAAAGUAUAACAACCAGCGAAGAAGUAAGCCACUAACUACCCUGCGCGGCUGCGCGCAGACUAUAUAAUGACAUAUAUAUGUCAUCCGUCCGGUCCGUCCGUCAUUCAUCCGUCCAUCCGUAUCCGCGUUUUAUCCUACCCGUUUUUAAAACACAAAGUUUGCAUAAUUAAGGAGUGCGGUUCGUCAUGAUCAACAUUUUCAAAAGCGGCCAAUUAGACCAGGGGUUAAAGGUCAAUGACAAUGACAUGCAAGUGACAUUUAACAUUGCGUCUCACUAAUUAAAGUUUGCGUGUUUAAUGUUUAUCAAAGAAAGCAAAAAUAUAUACAAGACAAUCUCACAUGUGGAAUUUGUUCACUUACGUACUGCCUUGUGAUGCAGUACAAGUAUAAAUACAAAAGACAAAGCAUUUGUAAAUCCUAAAACAUAAUUAAAUCAUACGGCACAUUCAAGAUUUUAUUAAAUAUCGUAUUUCAGCCGCGUUUAUACUGCUUGGCGCAUUCGCUGCGUUAUAUUCAUUUAUAUACACAGAAAAGCAUCAAGCAUGUCAUUGUCCUUGCAGACCAUAGGCAAAAAGCAUUUGUCAACCACAUACCAAAUUUAAGCAAUCGUUAAAUCAUAUACAUGUCAUGGAAAGAAUAUGGAAAUAAUGUUGAAUGAAAGCUAGCAUCGCGUAUAAUGUUAAAAGCACCGCAUAUAGUGCUCGAACCACUGCGUAUAUUAAUUGCAAAAGCAACGCGUAUAUAAAUGGUGAAAGCACCGCGUAUAAUGCUGGAACCACCGCGUAUAAUGCGGGAACCACCGCGUAUAGUGGCGAAAGCACCGUGUAUAAUGCCGAAAGCACCAUGCACCGUAUAAUGCUAAAAGCACCCAACAAAAUACCGUUUGAUCACUUUAAGCCAGCUAUGGCUUUCCAUAAAAGAAGAUCAAAGAUGAAAGAUGAUCACAUUAUCUGUUUGCCUUAUGCCUGACCGCGCUGCACCACGGUUAAAAUUCACUGGUACCGUCAUGCAAUGCGCCAAAUGGAAAAUUUUGAUUUCGACCCACAAAACAAAAUUAGGAUCUGCCUUGCUCGCUCGCUUCAGGCUCGCUCGCUGCGGCAGCAAUUAUACGCAUUAGUUUUGAGCGCGUGUUAUACUUAACUUGAUAAAUUUACAGAAUAAAGUUAAUAAAUUUAUACUGCAGUAAUAAAUUUAUGUGGUGUUUCUAAAAACAAUAGUAUUAUAUGUUUUAUCGUUCCGCUGCCUUUAAACCUGCAAAGAACUUUCAGAACUCACUGACACAUUCCAACAGUCUGCUUUGCAAUCUAAAUCAUUCUGACCAUUUCUGACUUUAGUUUGAAUAGCUCUGACUGAAUAUGUGCCUUAAAUAUUAGCCAGCUUUGCAGAAGCAAUGUUGGCUAUUAGCGAAGCUCGGAACCAAUGUUUGAAGUCUUAAGUCUGAAGUCUGAAGUCUGAAGUCUGAAGUCUGAAGUCUGAAGUCUGAAGUCUGAAGUCUGAAGUCCGAAGUCUGAAGUCUGAAGUCCCUUCACGGCUUCCGUAAUAGAUGGAUUGUCAAACGUCUUGAUGAGAACAUUCGUAUUCUUCACCAAUUUAGCAAAAUAAAUUAAUGAUAUUUGGUGAGAAAAUUGAACUUAAAGUUUACUGGGUAAAUCAGCAUCAUUUUGUAUCAGAUAUACUAGGCAAAGUCCUUCACAAUCUGCAUAAAUUCUUUCGCGUUUUUCCCCAUGAAUUAUUAAAAUGAGUUGCACAAUAUAAAAACUAAUGAAUGACAUUAGAAGACGGAAAAUCUAAGUUUGUAACUUAUUUCAAACAUUUUGGUCAUUUUCACAGAGGAGAUUCCCACACUUGUGGACGACCGAAGAGAGCAAAAUAUUUCAGUUGAAACAUUAGCUGAUGACAGAGUAAUCGCGGAUGUGAUCGAAACACAGAUAAAGAUGGCGGAGAGAGACGCUGAGUGGAAAAAAGCUGCUGAGGUUUUGAAUAUCUAUUCACUGAUCAUUCAUAUUCUGGUUGUACUAUUCACGUUCUGUUUGGUUUUCAUUGACGCACGUCAUGACGCAUGA
This is a messenger RNA of Paramuricea clavata, 4374 nucleotides long. Lineage: Eukaryota; Metazoa; Cnidaria; Anthozoa; Malacalcyonacea; Plexauridae. The record is from the annotation of a GenBank genome assembly.